AUGGAAAGGAAGUGCCGGACCUUGAAAGCUAAAAGGUUUGAAAGCUGGUUUUUGGGGAAGCAAAAGAGAGCCGAUUUAUUUCGACGGAGUGAAACUUCAGAAGUGAGAACAGAUGAUGGCAGAAAUAAGAAUGAUUUCUCGAUCGGGUCAUUGGAGAUGUCUCCAGGAGUUAUAAGCGAGGAAUUGAGAAUUUUUGUGGGUACUUGGAAUGUGGCGGGAAGGUCUCCUGUCGGGAGCUUAGAUGUGGACUUAGCCGAAUGGCUGAACCCAAAUGACACAGCCGAUAUCUAUGUUAUUGGCUUCCAAGAAAUUGUCCCGUUAAAGACAGCAACUGUAAUUGGAGCAGAGGACCAAACCGAAGCUACGAACUGGAACUUACUAAUAGGGAAAACGCUCAACGACAAAUACGGAUGUCCAUGGCUGACACCUACCGUACAUCCUGUCACUAACGAGAACUACCAAUAUAAUCGAGUCCCGAGCAAACAAAUUUCAAAAGAUCAGCAUAGAUACAAACUAAUGGCAAGCAAAAAGAUGGUUGGUGUGUUUAUAAGUGUUUGGAUAAGAAGAGAACUGCUCGAACGACACGAAGUCACACACGUUCAAGUGUGUUCGGUGGCCUGUGGCAUAAUGGGUUAUUUGGGAAACAAAGGAUCGGUUUCUGUUAGCUUAUCUGUUGGUGGAACUAGUUUUUGCUUCAUAGCUGCACAUUUAGCCUCAGGCGAGAAGAAAGGCGAUGAAGGAAGAAGGAACUGCCAAGUCUCAAAGAUUUUUAGGAGAACAUUUUUCCCACGGCUAUCUGAAGGUGGCGGCACGGGCAAGCUUCAGCCACUAUCCAUCUUAGGACAUGACCGGAUAUUUUGGUUCGGAGAUUUGAACUACAGAUUAUAUCUAGAAGACAACUUGGCAAGGCAGUUGAUAAAAGAACAAGAUUGGGAAGCUUUGCGGAAAUUUGACCAGUUGAGAAGGGAACUCGAACACGGAGGUGUAUUCCAGGGAUGGAAGGAAGGAAAAAUUGAAUUUGCUCCUACAUAUAAGUAUUCUGCCUAUAACUGCAACAGGUACUCGGGUGGAAUCCCUUGUAGAGCGGGAGAGAAGCAGAGGACUCCAGCAUGGUGUGAUAGGAUACUGUGGUACGGCAAAGGAGUGAGGCAACUAUCUUAUUUUCGAAGCGAAAGCAAAUUUUCUGAUCACCGACCUGUGUCGGCACUUUUCUCGACUCAUAUUGUAGCAAAAAAGUGCAAACACAGAGAUGCCCCGAGUCCCGAUAAAUCCAACAAAAAUUGUAAGUUCUCACAGUUUAACAGAAAAACUCUGUACGUUUGCUCCGAAGAGAAAAUUUCCAUGAAAUGA
Messenger RNA from Striga hermonthica, 1350 nucleotides. The record is from the annotation of a GenBank genome assembly. NCBI's taxonomy places the organism in Eukaryota, Viridiplantae, Streptophyta, Magnoliopsida, Lamiales, Orobanchaceae.